AUGAAGCUGCCACAUCUCUUGCCAGUAUUGGUUCUCACGACGCUGUCUCUAGCACAAGAUGCAAAUGACGUGCAGAUUCCUGCAUGUGCGGUUCCAUGCAGCCUCAAGGCCCUGGCCAACUCGGCCUGCGGCAAGCAGCCACAGAACCUCAUGCGCCAGUGCAUGUGCACCGACACCGACUUCAUGGUCCAGUCGACAGCCUGCGUCAAAGCCAACUGCACCGUCAAGGAAGGACUGGUGGCCCUGCGAGCAAGCAAGCUGACGUGCGGCGUGACCCCGCGCGACGAGCGCUGGUACUACCGCAUCAUAGUCUUGGUUUUCUCGCCCAUCGCCUGCCUGCUCGCCGGCAUCCGCCUGCUGUCUAAAGGCGUCGUCAUGGGCUGGCACCAAAUGGGACUCGACGACCUCUGCAUAAGCAUAGUAAUCAUCACCGGCAUUAUACCCGCCACGCUCGUCACUCUAUACGGCACCAUCCCCUCCGGCCUCGGCGUCGACAUUUGGGCCGUUCCCGUCGACAAUAUAUACCAGUUUCUGAAAUUUCAUUUCAUCGUUACCAUCAUAUUUUUCUUCCAGGUCGGCAUGCUUAAAUUAUCCAUUCUUUUUUUUCUUAUUCGCAUUUUCCUCAACAGGACCGUCAAAUACCUUUUAUGGGCCACCGUUGCCGCCGUCAGCCUGUUCACCACCAUAACCGUGCUCACGAUGGGUUUGCAAUGCUACCCGAAGCCCGAGGCCUUUUGGAUGUCCUGGGACGGCUCGCCCGAAUAUCAAGGACAAUGCAAAGUGCAAAUUACGGCUCUCAGUUUGUCCAAUGCUUCGUUCAGCGUCAUCGUGGACAUAUGGAUGCUGGCCAUUCCUUUGUGGGAGUUGAGAAAACUGCAGUUGCAGACGAAAAAAAAGUUGAGUGUCGCAGUCAUGUUUGCCAUUGGCAUACUCUCCACCAUCAUCAGCUGCUACCGAAUCAACAUCCUUUCCCACGGCCGAAGUAACCACGACAACUUUACCUACACCGAGCUCCCCAUAUCCCUCUGGUCCGUCGUCGAGUUGAUGGUCGGCGUCAUCUGCGCCUGCAUGCCGGCCUUGCGCCUGGUGUCGGUCAAAAUCUUCCACAAGGUGUCCCGCACCAUCUCCAAGUCUGCGAGCCGGUCCUCCAAGUCGCAGGCGCCCAUCCCGGCCCGCGACAAGAUGGCCGCAUGCUACCGUGACCCGGAGGAGGGGCUGGGCGUCGUGCCGCUGCCCAUGCAGAACCUGUAUCCCAGCAUGGCGGCCGCCUACCGACUCCAGGGCGAGCUCUCGAAACCGCCAUUGACCGCACCCAAAAACGUCGUCACGAGGGACGAGGUGCUCUUGGUCCGCACGAAGCCCCGGGACGGCUUCGAGGGUGCCGAGGGCGCGUCGAGGGACUUGGACGAUGACCAGGUGAGCCUGGUCAAUCUGGGGGGCACUAAGCACGCGAAGAUGUUCGGGCGGCCGAGAACGGGUUCCACGUCCACCGGCAACGUUUUACCAAAGCGCAGGGAGUGA
Messenger RNA from Pyricularia pennisetigena, 1521 nucleotides. RefSeq lists its product as uncharacterized. The coding region runs from base 1 to 1521 and encodes 506 amino acids. Lineage: Eukaryota; Fungi; Ascomycota; Sordariomycetes; Magnaporthales; Pyriculariaceae. The record is from RefSeq and is a predicted model, not a curated record. The transcript is spliced from 3 exons.